AUGUCCAACCGUCUAGGAAUCGCGUCUAUGUCCCUAGGGCGUCCCUGGAUCCACGACCUCCCCAGCAAGCUCCACCAAGCCGCUGUGCACGGCUACCAAGGCAUCGAGCUCUUCUUCGACGACCUGGACUGCCUCGCGCAAACCCGCCACAACGGCUCGCACAUCGAAGCAGCGCACCAGACAAAACGACUAUGCGAUAACCUCAACCUGGAAAUUAUCUGUCUCCAGCCAUUCAGUUUCUACGAGGGUCUGCUAGACCGCGAACAACAUGAACAGCUCGUCACCACAAAACUACCACAAUGGUUCCAACUCGCCCGCAUCCUGGGAACGGAUCUCAUCCAAGUCCCAUCCAACUUCCUCCCCCCAGACUCAACCACCGGCGCACCCAGAACAACAGGCGACAAGGACAUAAUCGUCACAGACCUGCAACGCAUCGCAGACCUAGGCCUCCAACAAAACCCACCCUUCCGCUACGUUUACGAGUCCCUAGCCUGGGCCAACCACAUCGACACCUGGGAGAAAUGCUGGGACGUCGUGAAGCGCGUCGACAGACCCAAUUUCGGAAUCUGUUUGGAUUCGUUUAACAUCGCGGGAAGGAUCUAUGCGGAUCCGGCUUCGCCGACAGGAAAAACACCGAAUGCUGAUGCGGACAUACAGGCUUCUGUGCUGCGUUUGCGGAGUAACAGUAAUAAGAUUGAUCUUGAGAAGGUGUUUUAUGUGCAGCUUGUUGAUGGGGAGAAGUUGAGUGCGCCGCUUGAUGAGAAGCAUGAGUUUUUUGUUGCUGGGCAGCCGGCGCGGAUGAAUUGGUCUCGCAAUGCUAGACUCUUCCCGUUUGAAGAGGAUAGAGGGGGCUAUCUGCCUGUUGCCGAUAUUGCAAGAGCCAUCUUCAAUGAUUUGGGCUUUAAGGGAUGGGUAUCGCUGGAGCUUUUCUCGAGGACGUUGGCGGAUCCCAGUCCGGAAACUGUUAGAGAACAUGCUAGACGGGGACGAGUAUCGUGGAAUAAGUUGGUGGAUGUGGUAGGGUUGAAAGAGCCAUGUCCUGCACCUGCCUCUACUGCUUCGUAUACGCCUGUUUCUGAUUCUUAUUCGUCGACGGGAUUGCAGCAUCGGUUAUAA
Molecule: messenger RNA, 1116 nt
Organism: Aspergillus chevalieri
Lineage: Eukaryota; Fungi; Ascomycota; Eurotiomycetes; Eurotiales; Aspergillaceae
Product: sugar phosphate isomerase/epimerase family protein
Exons: 1
Coding region: 1-1116 (371 amino acids)
Source: RefSeq, a predicted model, not a curated record